This is a messenger RNA of Symbiodinium pilosum, 761 nucleotides long. The record is from the annotation of a GenBank genome assembly. Lineage: Eukaryota; Dinophyceae; Suessiales; Symbiodiniaceae.
GUCAUGUUUUCCAAGUUACAGGAGGCGUGGCAAAGACAUCCUUCCAGGGUGGUGGAGUGGAGUUGACUUUCAACAAGGUCACUCUGCAGGCGAGUUCCUUUGCUGACGAGGAGCAAGAUGAUCCCUUGAAUUGGGAAAUCGCUAACUUCGGGCAGAUUCUGGAAGGAGAGUUUGCAGAUGGCAGCUUGGUCAAUGUACGGGGCAAGGUGCUUGAAGAGCACGAGCCGGAAAUCCUGAACAUUGCCGAAAGAAAAGCUAAGCGCCGGAGGACGAAGCUGGUUGGAGAAGAUGGCGAAACAAUGAACGUGGACUUCUGGGGAGAGGCUGCUGAGGCUUCCCACGAGGCAGCUGACAUAGUCUUCAUUCGCAGCAUCAAAGUCCGCAGCUACAGCUUGAGGGACCAGUAUUCUGGGGAGGAGGACACACGGCAUGCGUUGACUUCCGUUGUCUCAACUCGCAUUCUUUCUCUGGGCAAGGGCUUCAACUCAACAACAGCUGAAUUACAUGUACAGCUGUGCAGCUGUAUGGAAGAGGAGAAGCGCAGGCAGUCCGAGCUGCAGCAUUUGCGAGAGCAGCGUGCUGCACGAAGAGCUGCAGAAGCGGCUGCAAGGCAGCAAGAACAAGAACGCCUAGAGCGCCUACGCGACAAAGGCGAGCUGAAGUGCCGGGCGUGUAAGAAGAAGAUCCGAGAUUUCUGGGUGACUCCAGACUGGGGCUCCCGUGAAUACCACAAGGCCUGCUGGCUUAGACUUGCUGAUUGA